CAGCUUACCCGGGUUACCUUUAAAACUUCGCACACACAUAUCUACAUCUAGUUGAACAGCUCCUAUAAGGCAACAAUAGCACUUCUCACACGAAAUUCCACUACCUACCAGUAGAUUCCGGUUCCGAGCCAGGAGAAAAAGAAGAAAGCAGAGCAAAUUUACCUCCUUGCUGGACGUCACCGAUUUCACCUCCGCCCCCUCUCCUCCUCAGCCCCACACACCCAUGAACCCCCCAAGGUCCCGGACGGCGGCGGAGCCGACGCUCUACGACGUCCUGGCGCUGACGCCGCGGCACCUCGAGGCGCCGCCGCAUUCGGCGGGCGCGGCGGCGCAGCAGCGCGGGGUAGUGAAGCAGGCGUACCACCGCGCGCUGUUGCGGCACCACCCGGACAAGGCGACGAGCCGCCGCGGCAGCGACGGCGACGGCGGCGGCGCCGCCCCGCCCUCGACAUUACCGCCGCCCUCAGCAGCCGCCGCGCCCGCGUACACCGUCGACGAGAUCCAGCACGCGUACGCGGUGCUCUCGGACGCGGGGCGGCGCGGCGCGUACGACCGGGAGCUGCGCGCGGGGCGGCGGCCCCCGCUGCUGGGGGUCGCGGGAGGCGGCGGCGGCGGCCCCCACGCCGGCGGCGAGACGCUCGACCUCGACGACCUCGCGUACGACGCGGCGGCCGGGGAGUACCACCGCGGGUGCCGGUGCGGGAACGCGCGGGGGUACGCGUUCGGCGAGGCGGACCUGGAGGCGUGCGAGGACGGCGGCGGCGGCGGCGGCGGCGUGCUGCUCGUCGAGUGCCGCGACUGCAGCCUCUGGCUGCGCGUGCUGUUUGCGGCGGCCGACGACGACGACGACGACGCGGAAGAUGCGGCCGAGCCGGAGGCCGAGACCCCCACAACGAGCGAGAGCGGGGCAGCGGGAGCUGGCUCCGGCUUCCGCUGGAGCUGGAGCCUCGACGCGAGCGUCUCGCUCGCCGGGGCCGCGGCCGCGGUCGCCCGGACGAGCGGCUCCCGGGCGUAGGCACGGAGCCGCGGGGUAUACGCGGUGGACGGGGCACUGAGACCUCGGUGCACUUGGUUACGUACGCCUACCUCACUUAUC
Messenger RNA from Durotheca rogersii, 1096 nucleotides. RefSeq lists its product as uncharacterized. Gene Ontology annotation, molecular function: metal ion binding. NCBI's taxonomy places the organism in Eukaryota, Fungi, Ascomycota, Sordariomycetes, Xylariales, Xylariaceae. The record is from RefSeq and is a predicted model, not a curated record. The transcript has a single exon. Gene Ontology annotation, biological process: protein histidyl modification to diphthamide. Bases 224 to 1015 code for a protein of 263 amino acids.